This is a messenger RNA of Drosophila mojavensis, 3542 nucleotides long. It is a transcript of the gene Cdc7, whose product is annotated as cell division cycle 7-related protein kinase. Gene Ontology annotation, cellular component: nucleus. Bases 537 to 2966 code for a protein of 809 amino acids. Gene Ontology annotation, molecular function: protein serine/threonine kinase activity; ATP binding. Gene Ontology annotation, biological process: protein phosphorylation; mitotic DNA damage checkpoint signaling. The record is from RefSeq and is a predicted model, not a curated record. The transcript has 3 exons. Lineage: Eukaryota; Metazoa; Arthropoda; Insecta; Diptera; Drosophilidae.
GGCGAAUUGUCAAAGAAUUGCAAUGGCCUGGCAGGCAUAGACUAAGUAACUUGAUGGUCGCAUUUAACAAAAAUAAAUAAUUCGGAAAGUUCGAGAGGAGAGCGAAAUAUAUCCCGCUGAUAUUCGCCAAAAUUAACAUCGGUUUACCAGGCGAGUAACAGCGGGAACGACAGCAACAGAAACGAAGCCAAACGGAAUCCAGAUUGACUAAAAACUUUUAAAAAAAAGUAAGCGAUUCAAAUUUUGCCUACUGUUGAAGGCGAAAAAAACCCUAUUCCUCACUAACAUUACAGCGCUCAACAGUGCUGUUCGGCACCUAAAAAAAAAAUAUAUUAUAAAAACGAAAAAUUUCCAAAUUUUUAAAAACCAAAUUAGAGACGUAUAAUUUUAAUCGCGAUUUCGGACUAAAUUUCCAUGUAUUUAUAGAAAAAAAAAAAAAAAAAAACCAAAAAUAAGAAAAAAGGCCAUUCCAUAUAAACGCGGCGAGCCAAUAAAAAAAACGGUUGUCAAGAAUUUGCUUAAGCCAGCUCGGGCCGAUGCUGCUGCUGAUUGCGUUGCGUGAGAAGAGAGCCCGUGAAAUGGAGAAGCGCGUCAAUUCCGGCAAUGGACGCUGCGGAAACGCGACUAUGCCGGCUGGUCCAGCGAAGAAAACCAACGCACAUGCUAAUAAGCUAAGCACCACCAAGGCCACAUCCAAACCGAGGAAUCUGCAACAGAAGAAAGCUAGCAAUGCAACAACUGCUGUUACUACUACUACUACUACUGCUACUACUACUACUACUACUGGAGCAGCAGUAGCAGCAGCAGCAGCAGUGGAUGGCAACUCGAGUCCAAAGUUAGCGGCCACAUUUCAAGGCAUGAGCGUAAACGUGCCGCCGACUGCGAGCAGAGGCAUGCACUCUUGGCCGCGCCAGGACGAGCAUACGAUGCAAACAACAACUGCAGCGAUUACAGCUGCACGCGCAAGAGCAGCAGUAGAUUUGGCCGCUUUGGCAGCCACAGCGACGGCAAACAUAGCGAAUAAUAAGCAAAAUAACAACAACAACUACAAUGGUAUUGUGAAAAUCCAAAAGCAUCCGCCAGUGUUGGGAAUAGGCGAACAAUAUGCAACAAUUGCGGCGAAUUACAGGACGAAGCCACGCAACAAAAGCGACGAGGCCAUCAACGAUCUGCUGCAGCGCAUACCGGACAUUGGGCAAAUAUUUGAUGUGCAGAGUAGAAUUGGCAACGGAACCUUUAGCACUGUGCUCCUGGCCACACUUAAGCGGGAAGCACAGUUACCGGAGAAUAUGCGGCGCAAGUUUGCUAUCAAGCAUCACAUACCCACCAGCCAUCCGGACCGCAUUAUGAAGGAGCUGCAGUGCAUGACUGACAUGGGAGGCACCGACAAUGUCGUUGGGAUCCACUGCUGCUUACGCUGUGAGGCAUCGGCGGCCUUUGUGAUGCCCUAUAUGCCACACGAUCGCUUCCAUGACUUCUACACAAAAAUGGAUGUGCCUGAGAUUCGCCUUUACAUGCGCAAUCUGCUGUUGGCCCUGCGCCAUGUGCACAAGUUCAACAUCAUCCACCGCGAUGUGAAGCCCAGCAAUUUUCUGUACAAUCGUCGUCAGGGCCAGUUUCUACUCGUUGACUUUGGGCUGGCACAGCAUGUCAAUGUUCCUGCCGGCCAUGCGCCCCAACAACAACAACAACAACAGCAACAGCAGCAGUAUCCGGCGCAGCAGCAGCAACUGGCAGCUAACAGCAAGCGUCCGCGCGAGCGUGAGCCACAUCCACAGCGUCAACAGCUGCAGCAGCAGCAACAGCUCUCUUCAGCUUCCCCAGAGGCUACACUCGGUGGUGGCGUCAAGCGCAUGCGCCUGAUUGAGGAGUCAAUCAACUGGAACAAGAUGCCGCUCAAGCCGGUCAACGAGAUAGCGCAGAGCGCCAAGGCUGCCGGAGAACUGAUGCUCAACGAUGGCAAACAGAGUUUGCCGGAGGGGAGUGGAGCGGCAGCAGCGGUUAUAUCAACCACCAACAGCACCAUACAGCCACAGCAGGGGCCAGCUGCUCAGCCGCAGCUGGUGCAGCAGGAGCCGCCAGUUGCUCACGCUAGCAGCGCCACUGGGACCAAGUACAAUACAAAUCGCACGACUGGCGGCGGCAAUAACUCGAAAUGUUUUUGCUUUGCGAAUCCCUCCGUUUGCAUAAAUUGCCUAACCAAGAAGGAGGUGCACGCCUCGCGAGCCGGCACUCCGGGCUACCGUCCGCCGGAGGUGCUGAUCAAGUAUGCGGAUCAGACGACAGCUGUGGAUAUCUGGGCAGCGGGCGUCAUCUUUCUCUCCAUACUGUCUGCCGUCUAUCCGUUCUUCAAGGCGCCCAACGAUUUUGUUGCUCUGGCUGAGAUUGUGACCAUCUUUGGGGACCGGGCCAUACGCAAGACGGCGCUGGCACUGGAGCGCAUGGUCACCCUCAGCCAGCGCUCAAAGCCAUUGAACCUACGCAAGCUCUGUCUGCGCUUCCGCAAUCGUUUGAUCUUCAGCGACCAGGAGAUGGUGCGCAAACACGAGUCGCCUGACGGCCGGAUCGAUGUGUGCAAGAACUGUGAUCAAUAUUUCUUCAAUUGCCUCUGCGAGGAUAGUGUCUACGUAACUGAGCCGCUGGACCCAUACGAAUGCUUUCCAGCGAGCGCCUAUGAUCUGCUGGGACGCUUGCUCGAAAUAAACCCCCACAAGCGUAUUACCGCCGAGCAGGCGCUCAAUCAUCCAUUCUUUACCAUGGAGCAUCAGACGCCUGAUCCGCCCGCACCAACUGUACCCCUUGCUCCUCCCGCUGCCGUUGCCGUUGCUCCUACCGCUGCCGUGGCUUCACCAUCGCUCAAGGCAACUAGCAAGCAACAGACGCGCAGGCGCGCUACGAAAAACGGGACGUCACAAAAUGUUGCGUCCAAUCCUGAGCAGCUACAACCAACUCUACACAAACUGUGAAAACUAGUCGAAACAGAACCCAUUUGUACAAAAUCCUCUGCAACUUAUGAUAGAUAUAUAUCUAUAGAUAUAUAUACAUUUUUUUUUUUUUUGCAUUGAAAUCCAGUGGUAAACAUAGUCGUAUAUAUAUGCAUAUAUACACUCACGCACGCACGGGCGUAUGCACACACACACACACAUACACAUACACACAGAAAAUUCUAACAUUAAAAACUAACGCCCUGCGCCCACACAAGCACACACAUACACACUGCCCCAGUAAUCAUCAUGGCUCCAUGCAUAUCAUCCAUAUACACACAGAGGAUUACAUAGCAACAAAAAAAAAAAAAAAAACAAGAAUAACAUUAAAAUUAAAAUUAGUCGCAAAACUUAAAAAAAAAAAAAUAGAAAAAACAAACAGAAUUAUUUAGUUAUAGAAACAAAACAAAAGAAAUUACAUACCUCAGCAUUUUUUUAGCUUUCCUUCAUUACAUAUACUCAAUAUCCAAAUCAAAAACCGUUCGAUUUUCGGCUAAAACCAAUUUUAUGUACACCAAAAAAUACAUACAUUAAAUCUACACUUAAUAUAAUUAAAAA